AUGGGCUGUGGGACCAGUAGCAAAGUAGUCCCGGAGACAUCGGCUUCUGCCUUUCACCUGAGCUGGGGCAAGGGAGUGGGGAAAGGAAGCUAUGGUCCGCUGCAGGCAGGACAGUGGGAGGCUGGGCACAGGGGGCAGCGGGGACCCCACGAAGCGGCGGUAGAGGCGGUUCAGAAAAUGCAGGUGGCCAGAUACCGGGCCAAGUUCGACCCCCGGGUCACAGCCAGAUAUAAUAUCCAAGCUCUUAUUGGAAGAGGCCGUUUCAGCAAGGUUGUGAGAGUGGAGCAGAGAGUCACAAAGAAGCCCUUUGCCAUCAAAAUGGUAGAGACCAGAAUGAAAGAAGGCAGAGAAGCCUGUGAAUCCGAACUGAGUGUCCUCCGGCGAGUCAGCCACUGCAAUAUUGUCCAGCUUAUAGAGAUCUUUGAAGCCCAGGAUCGAAUUUACAUAGUGAUGGAACUGGCCACAGGAGGAGAACUCUUUGAUCGAAUUAUCGCCCAGGGAACAUUCACAGAGAGGGAUGCCAUCAUAAUCCUCAAGAUGGUUGUUGAUGGAGUGAGGUAUCUGCACAGUCUACAAAUAACUCACAGAGACCUGAAGCCUGAAAAUCUCUUGUACUAUCACCCAGGGGCAGAAUCAAAGAUCUUAAUUACAGAUUUUGGCUUGUCAAGCUCUGGUAACAAAAAUGGUGACUGGUCCAUGAGUACUAUCUGUGGGACACCAGAGUACAUGGCGCCAGAAAUUCUAUCCAGAAAACCGUACACAAAUGCAGUGGAUAUGUGGGCUCUUGGAGUGAUAACCUACGUUUUACUGAGUGGAUCCCUGCCAUUUGAGGAUGAAAACCACAUGAGACUUUAUAAGAAGAUUCUAAAGGGGAAAUACAGCUAUAAGGGAGAACCUUGGCCAAAUGUUUCCAACUUAGCAAAGGACUUUAUAGAUAGACUAUUGACAUUGGAUUCGGGUCAUCGCAUGUCAGCUGGGCAGGCUCUGAAUCACCCUUGGGUAAUGACCAUGGCUAUAACAUCUCCCAUGAAGAAUCUUCAAAGAUCCAUCUCCUGGAACCUGAUGCUCAGGACAUCACCUCAUUCUCAGGGCUCCAGAUCAUCACGGACCUCUGAGUCUUGUCAUUCAAAUGGAUCGAAACAUUCUUGGGGAAAGAAACUGGUGAAUAAAACUGGCACCAUGAGCCUUGGAUGA
Molecule: messenger RNA, 1194 nt
Organism: Gracilinanus agilis (Agile Gracile Mouse Opossum)
Lineage: Eukaryota; Metazoa; Chordata; Mammalia; Didelphimorphia; Didelphidae
Gene: PSKH2
Product: protein serine kinase H2
Exons: 3
Coding region: 1-1194 (397 amino acids)
Biological process (GO): protein phosphorylation
Molecular function (GO): ATP binding; protein kinase activity
Source: RefSeq, a predicted model, not a curated record